Molecule: messenger RNA, 5049 nt
Organism: Alosa alosa (allis shad)
Lineage: Eukaryota; Metazoa; Chordata; Actinopteri; Clupeiformes; Clupeidae
Gene: rab11fip3
Product: RAB11 family interacting protein 3 (class II)
Exons: 16
Coding region: 1-2469 (822 amino acids)
Biological process (GO): regulation of cytokinesis; endocytic recycling
Cellular component (GO): recycling endosome membrane; cleavage furrow; midbody
Molecular function (GO): calcium ion binding
Source: RefSeq, a predicted model, not a curated record
AUGGAACAGAUUUUGAUGUCCAGUCCUGGAAGCCACACUGACUGGGAUGGAGAUCAGAGUAGCCUCGGGUUCAUGCUUCUGGAUUCAAAUGAUCCUGUAACGCCAUGCGGAAAUGAAGAGACAGAUAAGCGGCAACUUCGUUUUGAGGAGGGAGACAGGAAUGUCAUGUCUCUCAGCCUGGGAGAGAUAUUCUCUGAAAAUGCCUUAAAUUUAGAUGACCUGUUCCGGACUCCCCAGUAUUCUGGUGUAGAGCAGGUAUUCCCAUGGGAGCAAGAUGCAGAGCCCCCUGCCUCACAUUGGGAAAGCCAGCUCUCUUGUUCCCAGAACAUACCACCAAGUGAGCAUGGCGAGCACCUUGAGGAGAGUGCCAGCCCCUGUUCCAACGCCAGCCCAGCCAUCACAAGCAGUGUCCAACAAUGGGCCGAGGAUGCCACAGACAUCCUUGAGAGCCCACGCGUGUGCACAGUCUCGCUCAUCGCCGGCGACUCCACAGGUGAUGUGGAACAGGAGCAAGGUAACCAGCUGAGUGAUGUGGGUGGAGCCCUGGGGGAGGCCUGCUCAGCCAAUCAGACACCAGCUCAGUUAGAAGGGCACCAGGGGGAGGGAGAGGCUCUCACACUCACCCAGGCGAGUCCUGAGCAGCGUGGAAGUUCCGAGUCCCGGGCCCAUCACUGUAGUGGCCCAUGGAGCCCUGAGAUCACUGUGGACCAGGAUGGAGAUGGAUUUGUACGCAUGGAGGAGUUCCUGGAGUUUGCUGCUGCAUAUGGAGCUGAACAGGUGAAGGACCUGACUCGGUUUUUGGAUCCCAGUGGACUGGGCGUCAUUAGCUUUGAGGAUUUCCACCGUGGGAUCACAGCCAUCAGCAAUGGAGGUUCAGAACCAGACCUCUAUCGACUGGAACUCAAUGCUACUGAUGCCAGGUUGCCAGCAGAGGAGUAUGAUGAGCAGGCCGAGGUGUCGGACAGUGUGUACCUGGGCUCGGAGAGUGCCUACAGCGAGUGCGAGACGUUCACAGAUGAGGACACGGGCGCGCUCGCUCCCCCUGAGCUGCACGAGGACGUGGAGACGGACAGCGGCAUCGAGAACACACUCACCGAGGGAGACGACCACCGCAACAGGUUCUCUCUGGGGGCAGAUAUUCAUGGCCACGCCCUGUCAGCCGUGAUUGGCGGGGAGGAGGAGCACUUUGAGGACUUUGGGGAGAGCAACACCUCCGACCUGCUGCUGGCCAAUCACGAGGAGGAGAGACCGGGCCCUGAGGACGCAGGAGACCCGGAACCACACCCUCACCCUGGCAGCCCCAAACGCUGCCCCCCUGUUCUGUCGCCCAGUGGCGGCGAUGUGCCGGCCAGCCUGCAGGCCCUGCUGCAGUCCGAGGCGCUGGACUUCUUCUGCAGCCACUGCCACAAGCAGAUCAGCAGGCUGGAGGACCUGUCCACCCGCCUGCACCUGCUCGAGAUGAAUAGCUCCGGCAAGCGGCUGUCCAGCAAGAAAGCAGCGAGGCUACUGCAGAACAGUGCCCUGGGUCUGGAGGGGAUGGGAGACCUGAGCCAUGGCCUGCUGGACCUCACAGACACCGAUAUCACUGACAAGAUGCUGCUGCUGGAGCGUCGCGUGUGUGAGCUGGAGCAGGACUCGGCCCUGAGCGAGGAGCAGCACAGCCGCUUGCGGCAGGAGAACCUGACGCUGGUGCACCGGGCCAACGCGCUGGAGGAGCAGCUCAAGGAGCAGGAGCUGCGCGCCGACGACACGUUGCACACGCACACGCGCAAGCACCGCGACGCCAUGGCCAAGCUGCAGCGCGAGAGGGACCUGGAGAUCGAGAACCUUCAGGCCAGGCUGCAGCAGCUAGAUGAGGAGAACAGUGAGCUGAGAUCAUGUGUUCCCUGCCUAAGAGCCAACAUUGAGAGACUGGAAGAGGAGAAGCGUAAGCUUCAGGACGAGGUGGAAGACAUGUCGGAGCGGCUGAACGAGGAGCUGGACUCUCGCAGGAAAAUGACAGACAAACUGAGCCACGAACGCCACAACAACCAGAAGGAGAAGGAGUGCAUGCAGGAGCUGAUUGAGGACUUACGUAAACAGCUGGAGCACCUGCAGCUCUUCAAGCUGGAGAUGGAGGCCAAGAGAGGCCGCUCCCCCAGCGCCGGCCUCCAGGAGUACAACACACGCACGCGAGAGCAUGAGCUGGAGCAGGAGAUCCGCAGGCUCAAACAGGAUAACCGCAGUCUGAAGGAGCAGAACGAUGAGCUGAAUGGACAGAUUAUUAAUCUGAGUAUCCAGGGAGCCAAGAGCCUGGUGUCAGAGUCCUUCUCGGAGUCGCUUGCCGCUGAGAUCAACUCCGUGUCCCGCAGCGAGUUGAUGGAGGCCAUCCAUAAGCAGAAGGAGAUUAACUUCAGACUACAAGAUUACAUCGACCGCAUCAUCGUUGCUAUCAUGGAGUCCAACCCCUCUAUCCUGGAGGUCAAGUAGACGCCCUGGUCGCACUGUAGCGUGCCAUGGCCACCUGCUCUACACAGAGACAGUCAGAGCAUACUGGUUUCACUGGACGUGGAGGACACAAAGAGAUUAAAACUGUGGAGACGGAUGAACUUAAACAUUAUCACAUAUUACUGAAGACGAGUGUUAACGGUCAAAGCCAUCGUGCGCGCUUCUGUCUGUGUGUGUGUGUGUGUGUGUGUGUGUGUCUGUGAGACCGAAUGCUGGUUCCUUUGACGUCCCUUUGUUUUGGGCUGAGGGGCCUUAGUUUCCUCUCUGUGUGUGUGUGUGUGUGUGUGUGUGUGUGUGUGUGUGUGUGUGUGUGUGUGUGUGUGUGUGUGUGUGUGUGAGUAAGUGUGUCUUGUGACUGUGCCUUGCAUGGAAGUGCAAUACAUCCAUAUAAUUUUUAUGAAUAGAUAUCAAGCCCCCCUUCAUCACACUGCUGUAGCUCUGGCUGCUAUUACGAAUUUCCACUUUAUCCCACAUGAAGCAUUCACGCAGUGUUGUGUGUGAUUUCAGGCACACUGCAAAAGUGCAAAAAUGUCAGUCACACACAUCUCCUCGCACACCGUCAAUUCUGUUUGCAGUGUUAAUAUUAAUCCCGGUUGAAUCAGUCACACCAUUCCACCCACGUGAGGGACCUCUUAGGGGAGACGGAGAGGUCCUGAGGGUAGAGGUUGUCAGAGUGCUUGUGUGUUUGUUUAUUCGUUUGUUUGUUUAUCUUUGAAGGAGGUUCCAGAUGAUUGAUUAUGUUAUCAUUCAAAAAGGAUCACCUGUCAUUAUGUCAUGUUCAUGCACUGGUCUUCUGAUUUUUAAAAAAAUAUAUAUUUAUUUAUUGCAAUGAAGCGGAAUUCAAGGGAUCAAGCUGAUGGCUAGCUGACAUACAGAAACCAACAGCACACCUAGCCAACCCACCCAGUCGACUGCUUCAGUGCUGUUGCAUAGACAAAAGCAUAGGCUUGUGGGUAGUGUAGUUUCAAUCCUGUGUAGUUCUGCUGAGUGAAAGGAAGUGAGGUCUCUGACUGCACAGCCUGAGAGGAAAACAAACAAACAAUGGUGCGCUCAACUGAUGAAGAGAUACUUACAGAGAGUGGUCAGCCUCGGUUCUCAUUCCAUUUCUCUUGCUUCGUUGGAGAUGGGAACAACAGAACUCUAACUGUUCUCUGAAGAUGUGUGUAGAUUUGGAAAUGAAGGAACGACACAACUCUGUGUCUGGAGAACUGUAUAUGUACAUAAACAUGCACACACACACAACAAAUGUUUUUGUGUGUGUGUGUGUCUGGUGAGUUGUGAAGGAAUCUGCUCUCAGCUGUGGAAAGUGCCCAGCCCAACCAAAAGGCUCUGCACGCUCAGUCUCUCAGCCUACCACCCCACCACCACCUGGCUCUCUCUGAAGCUGACCUCUCAAAGGCCUUGGUUCAAACUGACUUCUGCCUGUAAAGUUUGUUUUCUAAAUGCUGACUGUACUGUAGGUAAUUUUUGUAGAAAAGUAAGAAGGAAUGAAAAGGUUUUUUGUUUUGUUUUGUUAAUUUUGUCUUCCUCUGGGAUGACUGCAUUCCUGUGUGGCGUGUUCUCCACAGAAUGCCACACAUCACAUGCUUGUUGAUAAUGUGUAGAUAUUUAUUCUUUGAACCAUGUGGCUUGGUCAGUCUAACCGCCAGUUUCAAAAGCCCUGGCUUUCCGUGCUCUGAGGGAACUUAUUUCCUUGUCUGUAUCAAGCAGACAGGAAUAAUGAUGAGGGAAUUAACCCCCUGUUUGUUCAUGUCUGGGAAUGCUAUUGUUCAAACGGAGUCUCCCAUGUGAGAGUGCUCUUGUCCUGACACCCUUUAGAUCACUGGUUUUGCACUUCUGCACUCAUUGGGCCUACCCCUUGCUCCCACCUAAAUGGUUUAAUCCUGAGCCCAUGAUUGGUUGGGCUGUGGAGGAUGUGUCCAUUGUGGCUUAAGGUUAGGGGUCUUGCAGAGGACCACAGGGUUACACCUGAUGCACUUUAAUGAAGAAGAAAAUUAAGAGAAAAAAAAAAUGAAAUCUUCAACAAGUCUGUUUCCAUGGCAACCAAAGAGUGUGCGCAAAAGGCUCAAAGCCUGGUUCCUCACUCAGCUUUCUUGCUCUGACAGGAGUGUGUGUGUGUGUGUGUGCCACUUCCAUCUUAUGUUGAGUCACUCUGAGCGUGCACACUCUCACACGCACUCCACAUUCUGUUCAGUUAUAAAUAUAUGAUGUAAAUAUGCGAAUAAAUGAACUUGUUCUUUUGUGGACUCACACCUUAGCUUCCAAAGAUGCAAGUACAGAGCUCACUACUGGAGAACUCAACCUGCCAUCCAAAUACACAAACAAACAAAAAACAAAACAAAAACAGGUAAUAAGCAAAUAUAAACACAUAAUCUCAUUGUAAUGAAGCAUUGAAUUGUAAAGUGAAGUUUAUUACCAUUGUGAAGGACACAUGUAUAAAGGCUAAGAUCAGUAUUGUAGAUGUAACACUUAUUGUUUGGGGAAUUAUAGAUUUUCAAGUAAAAUUCUGUAAAGAUGAUAUCCGAAAUAAAAAUAGAGAGAAAUAAAUCAAAUUGAAAUACA